Frieseomelitta varia is the source of this 840-nucleotide messenger RNA. Its product is annotated as choline/ethanolamine kinase. The annotation marks the transcript as partial. The transcript has 3 exons. Lineage: Eukaryota; Metazoa; Arthropoda; Insecta; Hymenoptera; Apidae. Gene Ontology annotation, molecular function: ethanolamine kinase activity; choline kinase activity. The record is from RefSeq and is a predicted model, not a curated record. Gene Ontology annotation, biological process: phosphatidylethanolamine biosynthetic process; CDP-choline pathway. Gene Ontology annotation, cellular component: cytoplasm.
AUGUCCGAAGAGAAUCCAGAGAUGCGGGAAAUGGCAGCGCGCAUAUGCCGCGAUUACCUUUACGGAGUUUGGAAGCACGUUACCAUGGAGAACAUCACGUUGAAACGUAUCAGCGGCGGAUUGAGCAAUUGGUUAUAUAAUGUCCAGUUGCCCGACGGCACUGUUCCGAUCCGAGGCGAACCACGGCAAGUUUUGUUGCGACUGUACGGUCAAAUACACGGGGAGAGAGCUUUGGAAGGACUAAUCACCGAGUCGGUCAUCUUUACGUUACUGUCGGAAAGACGACUCGGACCCAAGUUACACGGCAUCUUCCCUGGCGGUCGAAUAGAGGAAUAUAUACCUGCGAGACCGUUGCUUACCAAAGAAUUGGCCGAUCCGACUUUAAGCUCCAUGAUAGCCGAGAAAAUGGCUCAGAUACACAACAUGCAAGUUCCGAUAAGCAAAGAACCAACUUGGCUCUGGGAUACUAUGGCCAAAUGGUUGGACACGGCUACUGAUAUAUUAGAAAAUAUCGAAGACAUUGAUGUUCGACAUUUGAAAAACGUCAACAUAGUACGAGCGAUCGACCUAGAUCACGAGAUUAACUGGUUCAGAUCUCUCGCAACCCGACAUAAAUAUCCGGUUGUUUUCUGUCACAAUGAUAUGCAAGAGGGUAAUAUAUUGCUACGACAAAAUACGCGGAAACCAGAACUAGUUCUUAUCGAUUUUGAAUACUGCUCUUAUAAUUAUCGAGCUUUUGACAUAGCAAAUCAUUUUGUGGAAUGGCAGUACGAUUAUACAGCAGCGGAAUAUCCUUUCUUUCAUGAACGUGCAGGAUCUGGUCCUACGAAGGAGCAAAAG